Messenger RNA from Mustela erminea (ermine), 1658 nucleotides. RefSeq names its product tripartite motif-containing protein 77-like. The transcript has 5 exons. NCBI's taxonomy places the organism in Eukaryota, Metazoa, Chordata, Mammalia, Carnivora, Mustelidae. The record is from RefSeq and is a predicted model, not a curated record. Bases 335 to 604 code for a protein of 89 amino acids.
GACAGAAAAAUCAGAAAAAUCUAAACAAAGAGUACAACUUGUUUAGAGCAUGGAAGUUAAGAGUAGGCCCUGUUUCCCUUGGAACCAGCUUGGGAGAGAUACCAUGGUAACUGACAGUGGAAGAACUUAAAUUAAAUCAUGAUGUUUCUUGAGCAGGUAAUCAGAAAAAGAGCUACAUCUGUUUCUCUACAGGAAACAUGGCCUUCAGUACAGGAUUUCACACUGAGCCCAUUGUGUAACUGAAAGACUUUUCCUGGUUUUUCUGGAUAAAACAAUAUCUACCAGCAAUACAUCAUCAGGGAUAAGAAAAUGCACUAUCUCAAGACAGAAUGCAAUGAUCACAGGGAUGGAGGGUUUUGUAAAUCUACAGAUGAUGAUGAUCAGGGCUGAAUAUCCUAAGGAUUUUGGAGACCUCAUGAUAAGGAGUCCGUUAAUGCAGCUGCACAUUCCCCAGCCUGUGAACCCACAGCUGAGCUCACAGACCAUCACGGGGAUGUCCGAAAGGCUUAACAACUUCCGAGACCUUUCAUUUGCUGUGGACCCAAAUAAUGAGGAACAGCUCAUAAACCUGUCCAAGGUCUCGGGAAUUUUAAUAGCUGGGUAGUGUCCUUUCGUGGUGACUUCGCAAAUGGGGAAAAUCACUUAUACCUCAUGGACUUGAACUUCAUCUUACCUUCAGGAGAUUUAUCGGCAUUAUUUUUUAAAGUGGUGACAAUGUGAAGUAUAUACAUUUGUCUUUUCUGUUUUAUUUAAGUAAAAGUAAUCUCUCUUAUUUUCUUGUGUAGGAUAUGUGCACUUUUCAUUUGCUGAGCUUCCUAGACAUGGAGGAAUGCAUGGGUGUGGAAGCUCACUAAAUGGAUGAACACAAAGCACAGAGAAUUCUCCUUCCAGACAGUUCUUGUCAAAACCCAGUGUCACUUUGGGUCACUCUUCCUCCUCCAUUCAUCUGGCUAAGUCCCUCCUCCAUGCAUUCUCCCUUUACUGGAAUAGAUUAGGUUCCAUUAUAACAAGACCUCAAGAACAGCUUAUCUAACCUUUGUAAAACUCAACAACUCGACAACAGAAUUCAGGUCUUUUCUAGUUUGCCAAUCACAAGAUGGAUGGCCAAUCUCAGUGCUCUUCAUACCACAUUCCAAGAAUGAAUCAGCAGCCUGGCGGCAUGAAAGAUAACAACAAAAUAUUUGAAUAAAUAAAUAAAAGAAUGUGUAAAAAAAUAUUAAAAGCAAAGGCUACAGAACCAACAGAAAGUUAGGAUAAUGAAGACACAGUAAGACAGGAAGUGCUGAGAAACAUUAUUGAAUAAAGAAAUGAAUUAUGUUACUGUUCAGAUUCAUGGGUCACAAAUUCCCUUUAACUGAAAAGAAAAAUAUAGAUCGUAUAUAAUCUGACUCCUCAGUGUUGCUGUAAGUACUCAGUAACGAGCACAGUAUUCCAAGAAUACAGACAGAUUUUACCAGAAUGAUAGUUACAGACAAAAAUGCCGUGAUGCUUGGAUACUGAACUAGUUUUCAGGAUAUUAUAUAAAUAGUCAAAACACACAUACACACACAGAUUUGGGGGAAUGUGUAAACCUCAGUUCUCAACCACACAAAAUAUCAAAUAGCCAACAUUCAAAUUUCAUUUCAAAAAAUGCUCCAGACUUAGAUCUUAGAAGUUCA